AGUACUUCCUCCUCCUCCUCCUCCUCUAGGUUCACUGCCAACAUAGAUUUGGUCCCAAUCUCCAACUGCAUAAAAUGACAAAAGAAAACCGCGAUUAGAUCUAAUAGCUUAUAGCCCACCUGCAUCUCAUCUUCAGAUCUCUCUCUUUUACCAUUUUCUACUUAUUAAAAAAAAAAAAUAAAAAAAAAGAAAAAGCUAAAAAAAUAAGAUAAGCGCUUUUCAAUCCAAUGCAGAACAAGCUGCAAUUUUCACUUCCAGCUUAUUCAAUCCACUCUCCCCAAUACAAUGCCUUCUCUGACUAAAGAUCAAAACUUAACCCGAUCGGAUUGAAUCAGGAAAUGGGCUCCAGCCAGUCCGUGCAAGUAGUUGAAGAAGACGAAGAAGAGAGUGAGGAGGACGAAGAGGAGGAGGAAGACGAUGAGGGAAAUGGGGAAUCGAAUACUAGACAAAUGGGGAAUCAUUUGGUGAAGAAGGUUCUCCAGCAGGAGCCGGAGAUGUUACCCUGCUACGCGUCAGCAUCGCCUCUUUCCCCGCAGUUAUCUUCGUUAGGGACGCCGCGGCUGGGGCCUUCAAUCAAGGUGUGGGAUCCUUACAACGUUCUGGCUCCGCCCCCUCCGCUGCCGCCGCCUCCGGUUUUCUCGCGGCUCGGUGGGGGAGCUUCGUCUAUCGGCGGCGCGAUCGAUGAUGAUCGGGCGGUCAUGGAGGUGUUCCUGAUCAGUCACGGGGAGUGCGAGCUCAACCUGAGGCCAGAUUUGGUGGGCGGGAGGUGCCACGAGGCGGCCUUGACGCCUAACGGGAAGCGCCAAGCCAGAGCCUUAGCCGUGUUCUUGAACUCCCAAGGGGUUCGCUUCAACGCUGUUUAUUCCUCGCCGUUAGAUCGGGCAAGAUCCAUGGCAGUCUCCGUUUGUCAGGAAAUGAACUUUGCAGAGGAACGAAUACAUUCCUCGGAUGAACUUGCAGAGAUGAGUAUGGGUCAUUGGGAAGGCUGCCAUCGGACAGAAACAUAUACCCCUGAAAUAUUGAACUUAAUUGAAAGAUGCCAGCCUGAUUUUUCUGCCCCAUCUGGAGAGUCACUCAGGCAAGUGGAAUUUCGGAUGGUUCAGUUCUUAAAUGAAACAAUACUUGGACUUCCUGGGAAACUGAGAUCAGAUUUCACUUCGCCCCAUCAGAAUGAGACCCAAGGGUUUUCACAGACUUCCCAUUCUUUGACCAACCCAAUUAAUGACCGAGAUGGGCACUCUCUUCCUGCACCACACUGGGAAUUUCUUCAGAGGCAACGCCACGGGCUGUCAAGGAAGAAGUCUGGUAAGAGCAGGCUACAAUUUGUGACUACUACUGGUGAUCAUGAGGCUGACGAUGAGAUGUUCCGUAGGGAAGCUAACAGCCAAAAUGACCUCCAUGACUUGAAUGUCAGAGGCUGCUCCUCCUCGAUCUCAUCUUGUGUUGGUAUUUUCACCCAUUCAGUGCCUAUUAAGUGUCUUAUGACCGGCCUCCUUGGCUGCAGCCCGGUAAUGUCACACAAAAUCUGCAUCGAAGAUUCCUCUGUGACUGUGCUACAGCAUUCAUGGAAAACAGGUUGGCAGAUAAAACGGUUGAAUGACACCUCCCAUCUUAGGCUUCUAUAAUUUGGGAAAUGUGAAAUUCUAUAUCUGCCUUCUAAGUCCAUUGCUGGUAAACGAGCUGAUGAUUAUUGACUCGAAACUGGAAUCUUAAUCAUUCAUGGACCGAUCUCAUAUAUCACAAAAUUCACAAUUCCUCACGAACUGGUAAUACUUGUUUCAUCUUGUUGUAGCCUUCGAUAUAUUUAUUUCCACCUCCGAAGAAGAAAAAAUUUCUUUGGAGAUUGGAUCUUUGUAUUGGGUGAUUCUUUUGAUUUGUAGUGCCUACAACAGUUGUUUUAUACAGUUAAUUGUAAUGUAUUUCCUGUAUUAGGGAAACAUGUUUUUUUGGAUUCAAAGAUUAUAACUGAGUUUUAUAUUU
Carica papaya (papaya) is the source of this 1980-nucleotide messenger RNA. It is a transcript of the gene MEF14, whose product is annotated as Phosphoglycerate mutase family protein. NCBI's taxonomy places the organism in Eukaryota, Viridiplantae, Streptophyta, Magnoliopsida, Brassicales, Caricaceae. The record is from RefSeq and is a predicted model, not a curated record.